Fomitiporia mediterranea MF3/22 is the source of this 1785-nucleotide messenger RNA. Its product is annotated as WD40 repeat-like protein. The record is from RefSeq and is a predicted model, not a curated record. Bases 1 to 1785 code for a protein of 594 amino acids. NCBI's taxonomy places the organism in Eukaryota, Fungi, Basidiomycota, Agaricomycetes, Hymenochaetales, Hymenochaetaceae. Gene Ontology annotation, molecular function: protein binding. The transcript is spliced from 4 exons.
AUGAGCCUCUUGGAGAAGGUCGAGAUUGCUAGCCCGGCGCUCUUUCGUGUCAUGAACUGGGUCUCGUCACACAGCGCCGACGUGUUAGCCUUCCUCAGAGAUGCACGUAAACUAAUUACUGUUUACUUGCCUGCUAUUUCGCAAUCGACGCCACAUAUAUACGUUUCUUUCCUUUUAUUCGCAUCGAUGGACUCAAAAUUUUUGAUGCAUCAUUUGAAAUGUGAUCUACCAACUGUACGAGUAGAGCAAAUAGGUGUGAAGCAGCGGUCGCCGUUCUUGAAGGAGCUUACGGGGCACUAUGGCGCCGUAAGGUCCGUUGUUUUCUCGCCCGACGGCACUCGUAUUGCCUCUGGCUCCGGCGAUGGGACGAUCCGAAUUUGGGACGCAGAAAGCGGGCAAGUCAUUUCCGGUCCAUUUGAAGGGCACAAAGACUAUGUAUGGUCUGUCGCUUUCUCGCCUGGCGGCGAACGCGUUGUUUCUGCAUCCGGGGAUGGGACAGUUAGGAUCUGGGACAUCGAGAGUGGACGGGUGAUUUCUGAGCCUUUCGAAGGGCAUAUCGGUACUGUUUUUUCCGUUGCUUUCUCCCCGGACGGGACGCAUGUCGUCUCUGGAUCGUGCGACAAAACUGUCAUGAUCUGGCACGUUGAAAGCGGACAAGCCGUCAAGCAUCUCGAAGGGCAUGUAGGCGUUGUGACUUCUGUUUCUUUCUCUCCUGACGGAGGGCACAUCGUCUCUGGUUCCCGUGACAAGACCAUUCGAAUUUGGGACUUCGUGAGCGGGCAGUCCAUUUGUGGUCCUCUCGAAGGCCACACAGACAUUGUCUUUUCAGUUGCUUACUCUUGGGACAAUAUACGUGUCGCCUCGGGCUCCCGAGAUGCCACAAUUCGAAUAUGGGACGCCGAGGGUGGGGAGUGUAUUUCCGACCCUUUCAUAGGCCAUACUGCUGCAGUAAAAUCCGUCGCUUUCUCACCGGACGGGAAACGCGUCGUCUCUGGUUCUGCUGACAAGACAGUUCGAGUCUGGGAUGUUGGAACUGGGCAGGUCGUUUCUGCGCCUUUCGAAGGGCAUACUGGCUCUGCAGAGUCUGUUGCAUUCUCCCCGGAUGGAACCCGCGUCAUCUCAGGCUCUGACGACUGCACGAUCCGCAUCUGGGAUGCCGAAAGCGAUGAGGCCAGUUCUGGGCGUCUUGAAAGACAUGCAGAGGAUAUAACUUCUGUUGCUAUCUCGCCCGACGGAAGACGCAUCGCUUCUGGCUCUGCUGAUAAAACUAUUCGACUCUGUGACGUUGAAAGUGGACGAUCUGUCUCAAGUCCCCUUGAAGGGCACUUAGGCACGGUCUGGUCUGUUGCCUUCUCGCCGGAUGGAAGACAUGUCGCUUCUGGCUCCGCCGAUCACACGAUCCAUUGGGUCUUGUCUGUCUGCUUCUCGCCUGACGGGAAGCGCAUUGCGUCCGGAUCCAGUGACGAAACACUCCGAAUCUGGGAUGUCAAGACUUCUGGCUCUUACGACAACACAAUCAUAAUCUGGAACGCUGAAAAUGGCGACGUAAUUUCCAGGCCGUUGAGGAGACACGAAGGUUGGGUUCUGUCAGUAGCCUUCUCACCCGACAGUACGCGUGUUGCCUUUGGUUCUGAUGACACAAUCAUCUCGAUCUGGGAUGUCGAGAGUGGAGAGAUUGUGGCUAGGCCUUUUGAAGGACACGCGUCGUCGGUUGUUUCCGUUGCUUUUUCGCCUUACGGAGACGAAAUUGUCUCUGGCUCUGAAGACGCAACAAUCCUAGUCUAG